AUGCAGGAAACCGAGAAAGAGAUUAGUCAUGGAACAAUAUCAAGAAAAACACAAGCUGUAUCGUUUGAUUUCACUGAAGAUGAUGAUAUGGAUAUCGAUAUAAAAUCAUCGACUGAUUCUGAGGAAACGUUAGAAGACUUCACUUCGAAUGGUAGAAACAACAAACAAAAAGGACACAUUGCCGAUGCAUCUGCAUUCAAAACUAAAAGAAAAGUUGUUCCAAUGGCGGUUUAUGGUUAUGCAAGCACGAUUCAUCAAAACCGACUCGAUGAGGAUGUCUCUGCUAUAUUGGGUUCGAGCGAUCCACCAGCAGGAUUCGGAAAUCUACAUCCUCCUGUUCACUAUCUCAGACAACAACGCCCUUUUCCACUCGAUCCACUGCCAGUUUGGCGUGGUUACAAUGGAAAUAUUUAUUUCUCUCCUAUCCAAGUACAAUCCUUGCAUAAUGAUCAAUCACUCUCACCUGUAAAAUCGCAGUUUGGGAAAAAAAUAGACAAUAAACAACCAGAUUGCACCCAUUUACCCACAUAUAAAAAUAGAAAAGUGGUAGAAGAAAACACAAACAUUACCACAAAUCACGAAGCUGUGCAGCAACUAUUUAAUCAUACAACACAAGACGACGAUGCGGAAGAUCAGGAGCCAACGAAGCAGCCAUGGCUCUCGAUCCUUACUACUUCUCUUACACGAUCAAAACCUGUAUGGAGACCAGGUCAAUUGCCAAAAGAUGAUCCAAGUGAAGAGAAAUCGUCAAAAGACAAACGACAGAUAUUACCAAAUAUACGACCAAUACCCAAACCGAAACUCAUCCGUAGAGGUUUAGCUUAUAAAGAAAGUAAACAACGAGCCAGUUUUACGAAUCAAAUCAAAUCUGAUACUUGCCAACAAGCAUUCAAUCUAAAUGAAUCCCAUAGCCAAAAAUCAAGCCAUCCGACACAAGCCAGACACAAUCAUCAUCAGCCGUCGUUCACUAGACGAACGAGUAACUCCACGAAAGAUCAAGCAUCAGUCGAUUUACGCGAAAUCAGAAAACGGAUCAUUAAAGGCCCCACCACUGCGACUUCUUUUCAUACUCCGGCGCAACACAUGCCACGGUUGCCAAGUCCGAUUGAGCAUAAACCUCUAUUAAAUCCUAGCAUGUAUCUGCCUGAUCAAGUUUUCAAUUCGUCAAAUUUGACGGCGGCCGCAUCAUCUGUAACGCCUCAACAUCAGUUCAAACACAACGCAGCAUACACGACACCAAAUCUCUCACAAUAUUUUGAAGUUUACCUAACAAAUAACAAUGUAAAUAUCGCAUGA
Molecule: messenger RNA, 1296 nt
Organism: Adineta ricciae
Lineage: Eukaryota; Metazoa; Rotifera; Eurotatoria; Adinetida; Adinetidae
Source: the annotation of a GenBank genome assembly